UCCAACUCUCAGCAACUCCGACUGGCACUCUACAGGGAUUCAACCCUAAAGAAGAGAAAACUGUGCAGGAAACACCAGCAAUCACUAUCGGCAAUGCCAGCAACAAGAGGACAUACAGAUCUGCAGCCUGCAGAACCUCUCAACAUGAAUCACUAUGCCACUAAGAAGAGUGUAGCAGAGAGUAUGCUGGAUGUGGCACUGUUGAUGGCAAACGCCUCCCAACUGAAAUCUGUUCUGGAGCAGGGCCCUGAGUUCAAGUACUACCUCACUGUCAUCAUACUCAUCGCUGCCUCACUCUUCUUCCAAGUACUAGCUGGGGCUCUGUUCGUCAACAUGGCUCGCAAAAACCUCAAUGAAGUGGCCAAUCAGAGGAAGCUGGACAUAAUGAAUAAUGUGGCCACUGCACUGGUGUCUCUCACUGUCAUCAUCAACAUUUUCAUCACAGCGUUUGGUGUGCAGAAGACAGGUCUCUAUCCCAAGCAGUAACUGUCUCUUGAUCAUACAGGUGAUACAGGGUCUCCAGCAUAGCAAUGGUUGCGAAAGUCACAAGCCGUUCCAAUCGUAAAACACUACCUGCAGAAUUAUCUUAGUUUCUUUUUUAUUUAUUUAUGCACAGGUAAUUAUAUAAGAAUCCAUAAAUACAAUUAUAUUUAUUUAUCAAAUGUGCUGUGCUGUGAUAACUUACCUUGAGGCAAAUUUAUUAGAGCUUGUUGUAUUGUAUCUGACUAGUGUUCUAUAUGUCCCCAAUAAAACUAACAAUAAAGGCUUAUUCCCAAACUUAUUGCAUAAUCACAG
Myxocyprinus asiaticus (Chinese sucker) is the source of this 795-nucleotide messenger RNA. Its product is annotated as ninjurin-2-like. The transcript is spliced from 4 exons. Gene Ontology annotation, cellular component: membrane. NCBI's taxonomy places the organism in Eukaryota, Metazoa, Chordata, Actinopteri, Cypriniformes, Catostomidae. The record is from RefSeq and is a predicted model, not a curated record. The coding region runs from base 94 to 486 and encodes 130 amino acids. Gene Ontology annotation, biological process: cell adhesion; tissue regeneration.